Messenger RNA from Porites evermanni, 513 nucleotides. The record is from the annotation of a GenBank genome assembly. Lineage: Eukaryota; Metazoa; Cnidaria; Anthozoa; Scleractinia; Poritidae.
GUGCAAGUCUUUGAUAGGACUGGUAACUUUCUUAGUAAGUUUGGUAAACAAGGAAGUGGUGAUAAUCAGCUUAAACACCCUGAAGGUUUAUCAAUAAACGGUAACGGUGAUAUUAUUGUUGCUGAUUGGAAAAACAAAUUAAUCAAGAUAUUCUCUUCUAGUGGGGAGUAUUUACGUAAAUUUGGUGGAGCAGGUUCUUUGGUCUCUCCCAUUCACUGUAUCCAACACGGUCAAUAUUUUAUAGUCUCAGACGCUGGUGAUCAUUCCAUUAAAAUGUUUAAUCUUGAGGGAAAGUUUAUUUCUAAAUUUGGAAAACAGGGAAACAAGGAUGGAGAAUUCAAUGAGCCCCGUUACUUGUCAGUUAGCAAAGAAGGAUUGCUAAUGGUCUGUGAUGCAAAUAAUCACAGAGUUCAGGUAUUUGAACUGAGUGGAAAGUUUGUCACAAAGUUUGGAAGUGAAGGUAGUGAGAGAGGAAUGUUUAACUUUCCAAGGGCUACAGCAAGUCUUGGUGAU